CUCACACUCAGGGAGCCCGGACAUUUCCUCCCUGCAGCCGCCUACGGCUAUGGACCCUACAACUGCGGCUAUGGAAUCCAGCUCCAGCCCUUCCACCCUCACUCAGCCCUCAUCGCCUUCCAAUCCCAGCACAGACAGCCAGCCAGUGCCCCCACCAUGGCAGCCCCCCCCGCCCUGCUAACAGCCGACCUGCCCAGGACCUGUACCUUCUACCCCCAGCACCUCAACCCGGCCCUCCAGGGGCCCCUCCACACUGCCAAGAGCAGCGCCAGAUCCACCUUCUCCAUCGACAGCAUCAUAGGUGGGGAGCUCAGCCCUGGACAGUGUACCUCUUCCAAAGCCCCUGGGGCCCCUCCUGUCCUCUCCAGGGCCCUGGUGACUUUCUCCGGCUCCCCUGCUGCUUUAGGUGGGGCCCUGCAGCCCGGAACUGUGCUCACCAAUGGGGAACCCUAUGCCACUAGGAUCUCAAACUCUUAA
Molecule: messenger RNA, 477 nt
Organism: Staurois parvus
Lineage: Eukaryota; Metazoa; Chordata; Amphibia; Anura; Ranidae
Source: the annotation of a GenBank genome assembly